Messenger RNA from Closterium sp. Yama58-4, 7998 nucleotides. Lineage: Eukaryota; Viridiplantae; Streptophyta; Zygnematophyceae; Desmidiales; Closteriaceae. The record is from the annotation of a GenBank genome assembly.
ACCCUCAUGUUCAAGCUCACCCUCACGUUCAAGCUCAACCUCACGUUCAAGCUCACCCUCACGUUCAAGCUCAACCUCACGUUCAAGCUCACCCUCACGUUCAAGCUCACCCUCACGUUCAAGCUCAACCUCACGUUCAAGCUCAACCUCACGUUCAAGCUCAACCUCACGUUCAAGCUCACCCUCACGUUCAAGCUCAACCUCACGUUCAAGCUCACCCUCACGUUCAAGCUCACCCUCACGUUCAAGCUCAACCUCACGUUCAAGCUCACCCUCACGUUCAAGCUCAACCUCACGUUCAAGCUCACCCUCACGUUCAAGCUCAACCUCACGUUCAAGCUCACCCUCACGUUCAAGCUCAACCUCACGUUCAAGCUCAACCUCACGUUCAAGCUCAACCUCGCGUUCAAGCUCAACCUCACGUUCAAGCUCACCCUCACGUUCAAGCUCAACCUCACGUUCAAGCUCACCCUCACGUUCAAGCUCAACCUCACGUUCAAGCUCACCCUCACGUUCAAGCUCAACCUCACGUUCAAGCUCACCCUCACGUUCAAGCUCACCCUCACGUUCAAGCUCACCCUCACGUUCAAGCUCAACCUCACGUUCAAGCUCACCCUCACGUUCAAGCUCAACCUCACGUUCAAGCUCACCCUCACGUUCAAGCUCAACCUCACGUUCAAGCUCACCCUCACGUUCAAGCUCACCCUCACGUUCAAGCUCACCCUCACGUUCAAGCUCAACCUCACGUUCAAGCUCACCCUCACGUUCAAGCUCACCCUCACGUUCAAGCUCAACCUCACGUUCAAGCUCACCCUUACGUUCAAGCUCACCCUCACGUUCAAGCUCAACCUCACGUUCAAGCUCACCCUCACGUUCAAGCUCACCCUCACGUUCAAGCUCACCCUCACGUUCAAGCUCACCCUCACGUUCAAGCUCACCCUCACGUUCAAGCUCAACCUCACGUUCAAGCUCAACUUCACGUUCAAGCUCAACCUCACGUUCAAGCUCACCCUCACGUUCAAGCUCAACCUCACGUUCAAGCUCAACCUCACGUUCAAGCUCAACCUCACGUUCAAGCUCACCCUCACGUUCAAGCUCAACCUCACGUUCAAGCUCACCCUCACGUUCAAGCUCAACCUCACGUUCAAGCUCACCCUCACGUUCAAGCUCACCCUCACGUUCAAGCUCAACCUCACGUUCAAGCUCACCCUCACGUUCAAGCUCACCCUCACGUUCAAGCUCAACCUUACGUUCAAGCUCACCCUCACUUUCAAGCUCAACCUCACGUUCAAGCUCACCCUCACGUUCAAGCUCACCCUCACGUUCAAGCUCACCCUCACGUUCAAGCUCAACCUCACGUUCAAGCUCACCCUCACGUUCAAGCUCAACCUCACGUUCAUGCUCACCCUCACGUUCAAGCUCAACCUCACGUUCAAGCUCACCCUCACGUUCAAGCUCAACCUCACGUUCAAGCUCAACCUCACGUUCAAGCUCAACCUCACGUUCAAGCUCACCCUCACGUUCAAGCUCAACCUCACGUUCAAGCUCACCCUCACGUUCAAGCUCAACCUCACGUUCAAGCUCACCCUCACGUUCAAGCUCACCCUCACGUUCAAGCUCACCCUCACGUUCAAGCUCACCCUCACGUUCAAGCUCACCCUCACGUUCAAGCUCACCCUCACGUUCAAGCUCAACCUCACGUUCAAGCUCACCCUCACGUUCAAGCUGAACCUCACGUUCAAGCUCACCCUCACGUUCAAGCUCAACCUCACGUUCAAGCUCACCCUCACGUUCAAGCUCAACCUCACGUUCAAGCUCACCCUCACGUUCAAGCUCACCCUCACGUUCAAGCUCACCCUCACGUUCAAGCUCAACCUCACGUUCAAGCUCACCCUCACGUUCAAGCUCACCCUCACGUUCAAGCUCAACCUCACGUUCAAGCUCACCCUCACGUUCAAGCUCACCCUCACGUUCAAGCUCAACCUCACGUUCAAGCUCACCCUCACGUUCAAGCUCAACCUCACGUUCAAGCUCAACCUCACGUUCAAGCUCAACCUCACGUUCAAGCUCACCCUCACGUUCAAGCUCAACCUCACGUUCAAGCUCACCCUCACGUUCAAGCUCAACCUCACGUUCAAGCUCACCCUCACGUUCAAGCUCACCCUCACGUUCAAGCUCACCCUCACGUUCAAGCUCACCCUCACGUUCAAGCUCACCCUCACGUUCAAGCUCACCCUCACGUUCAAGCUCAACCUCACGUUCAAGCUCACCCUCACGUUCAAGCUGAACCUCACGUUCAAGCUCACCCUCACGUUCAAGCUCAACCUCACGUUCAAGCUCACCCUCACGUUCAAGCUCAACCUCACGUUCAAGCUCACCCUCACGUUCAAGCUCACCCUCACGUUCAAGCUCACCCUCACGUUCAAGCUCAACCUCACAUUCAAGCUCACCCUCACGUUCAAGCUCACCCUCACGUUCAAGCUCAACCUCACGUUCAAGCUCACCCUCACGUUCAAGCUCACCCUCACGUUCAAGCUCAACCUCACGUUCAAGCUCACCCUCACGUUCAAGCUCACCCUCACGUUCAAGCUCACCCUCACGUUCAAGCUCAACCUCACGUUCAAGCUCACCCUCACGUUCAAGCUCAACCCCACGUUCAAGCUCACCCUCACGUUCAAGCUCAACCUCACGUUCAAGCUCACCCUCACGUUCAAGCUCAACCUCACGUUCAAGCUCACCCUCACGUUCAAGCUCACCCUCACGUUCAAGCUCACCCUCACGUUCAAGCUCACCCUCACGUUCAAGCUCACCCUCACGUUCAAGCUCACCCUCACGUUCAAGCUCACCCUCACGUUCAAGCUCACCCUCACGUUCAAGCUCACCCUCACGUUCAAGCUCACCCUCACGUUCAAGCUCACCCUCACGUUCAAGCUCACCCACACGUUCAAGCUCACCCUCACGUUCAAGCUCACCCUCACGUUCAAGCUCACCCUCACGUUCCUCACGUUCAAGCUCACCCUCACGUUCAAGCUCACCCUCACGUUCAAGCUCACCCACACGUUCAAGCUCACCCUCACGUUCAAGCUCACCCUCACGUUCAAGCUCACCCUCACGUUCAAGCUCACCCUCACGUUCAAGCUCACCCUCACGUUCAAGCUCACCCUCACGUUCAAGCUCAUACUCACGUUCAAGCUCACCCUCACGUUCAAGCUCACCCUCACGUUCAAGCUCACCCUCACGUUCAAGCUCACCCUCACGUUCAAGCUCACCCUCACGUUCAAGCUCACCCUCACGUUCAAGCUCACCCUCACGUUCAAGCUCACCCUCACGUUCAAGCUCACCCUCACGUUCAAGCUCACCCUCACGUUCAAGCUCACCCUCAAGUUCAAGCUCACCCUCACGUUCAAGCUCACCCUCACGUUCAAGCUCACCCUCACGUUCAAGCUCACCCUCACGUUCAAGCUCACCCUCACGUUCAAGCUCAACCUCACGUUCAAGCUCACCCACACGUUCAAGCUCACCCACACGUUCAAGCUCACCCUCACGUUCAAGCUCACCCUCACGUUCAAGCUCACCCUCACGUUCAAGCUCACCCUCACGUUCAAGCUCACCCUCACGUUCAAGCUCACCCUCACGUUCAAGCUCACCCUCACGUUCAAGCUCACCCUCACGUUCAAGCUCACCCUCACGUUCAAGCUCACCCUCACGUUCAAGCUCACCCUCACGUUCAAGCUCACCCUCACGUUCAAGCUCACCCUCACUACCCUCAUCACCCUCACCCUCAGGGUUAGGGUGCAUUCCUCAUUCUCGAGCGCGACCCAAGUCGUUUAUGCGCAGCUCAUUCUUGAGCGCGACCCAAGUCGCUUAUGCGCAGCUCAACCUCACUGUACAUGCUCCAACUCCCACCCUCAUCCCCCGCACCAUCACCCCCUAUCAGCCAAGAAGCUGCGGCUGUAUGCGCGCAGCAGCGUGUGGAUCUCCUCUGAGGGAGCAGCUGUCAUGAGUGUCACGUCCCGCCAACACUUGGAUGGCCUAAUCAUCACAGCCACCCACGUGCCCUUCUCCCCGCACCUCUCAUCCUUCCUUGAUCGCUGGAAGCACCUCAAUGCCUCACUGUACCCCGGACUCUCCAUAGAGAGGCCAUCCCCAUACGCGCUCUCAUCCCAUGAUGCUGUCACCCUCGUCGCACGCGCGCUCCACUCUCUGCUCUACCCCUCCCCUCCUGCAUCGACCAACUCCUCCUCUCGUGCACUCAAGCAGACGCAGCAGCAGAAUAUAAGCCAGCAGCAAGAGGGGCAGCAGCAAAAGAGAGUGCAGCAGCAAGCAGGGCAGCAGGAAGAGGGGGAUACGCUUGCCCCACCACUCACCCGCCUCCAACAAAGUGCAAUGGGACCGGCACUGCGCAAGGCUCUUCUCAAGACCAGCUUCGACGGCCUGCAGGGCAGAAUCGCGUUAACCCCACAUGGCGACCUGGCAACAAACGAGAUUCGCAUUUUCAACAUGCAGAAAGGGGCGGCUGUAGAAGUGGCUCUCUGGUCCUCCACCCUUGGCCUCGUGCUCUCAUCACCAGGUGGUCUCAUCACCAGGUGCACUCAUUACCAGGUGCUCUCAUUACCAGGUGCACUCAUCACCAGGUGCACUCAUCACCAGGUGCUCUCAUCACCAGGUGCUCUCAUCACCAGGUGCUCUCAUCACCAGGUGCUCUCAUCACCAGGUGCUCUCAUCACCAGGUGCUCUCAUCACCAGGUGCUCUCAUCACCAGGUGCUCUCAUCACCAGGUGCUCUCAUCACCAGGUGCUCUCAUCACCAGGUGCUCUCAUCACCAGCCGCUUCUCAGGCUACUGCGUGGAGGUGUUCCGCCUGGCCGUUACGCGGUUACCCUACAAGCUCGACUACGAGUUUGUGCUGUACGGUGACAAGGACCUCAGCUACACUCAGAUGGUGCUGGCUGUCGCCAACAAGACGUACGAUGCAGCAGUGGGGGACAUCACAGUGCUGGACUCGCGGAGCAAAGUUGUUGAAAUGCCUCAGCUCCCUGCUCUCAGUUGCCCUGUGUCCUGUGCUUCCCUGUGUUGCCCUGCUCUCUGCGCCCCUGGCUGGCUAGCAGACGUACGAUGCAGCAGUGGGGGACAUCACAGUGCUGGACUCGCGGAGCAAAGUUGUCUUCUUCACCUAUCCCAUCCAGGUUCGGUUUGGGCACAUUCCAGGUUCGGGCACAUUCCAGGUUCGGGCACAUUCCAGGGUCAGGCGCAUUCCAGGUUCGGGCACAUGCCAGGUUCGGGCACAUGGGAGGUUCGGGCACAUGCCAGGUUUGGGCACAUGCCAGUUCACUCACAAACCACCUGCGCUGCUGCUGCCCUCUCCUUCCUCUUCUCCCAUUCCCGCCCUCCCUUUACAUGUCUCCUCCCAGCAAUCCCAGCAAUCAGGGUUGAGCGUGAUAAGCUACUCGCGCCCGUACAGCAACCCCUGCUUUGGCUAUCUUGUCCGCUGACACAUCACUCUUGUCACUGCUCUCCCCUCCCUUUCCCUCUCCCAGCAAUCAGGGUUGAGCGUGAUAAGCUACUCGCGGCCAUACAGCAACCCAUGGACGGUCUUCUCCCCGUUCACGGCCUCCAUGUGGGCCGUCUUGCUGCCAUCUGCCUCACCACAGGGCGCCGUUCUUUCCUUCCCCUCCCUUCCCGUGCCUCCUCUCUCUCCCAGCAAUCGGGGUUGAGUGUGAUGGGGUACUCGCGCCCGUACAGCAACCCAUGGAUGGUCUUCUCUCCAUUCACACCCUCCAUGUGGGCCGUCACUGCCGUCAUCUGCAUCACCACAGGGCUUCUCGCCAUGAUACUGGACCGGCAAAGGACGCCUGACUUCCAGGGCACGCUCCAGAAACGCCUCAUGACAGCCGUGUGGUAUGGCUGCCACACAUUUUUCUCCAUUCCUGUGUUUCGCAUCCGCACGACGCUUGCAAGGGCGGUCGUGGUGAUCUGGCUGCUGCUCGCCUUCAUCAUAGCCACAUCCUAUACAGCCAGUCUCACUUCCAUUCUCACAUUGCAGAAGCUUGUUCCACAGAUUCUGGACAUCUACUCCGCCCUCACCAGCAACUCACCCAUCGGCUACCAGCAGCACAGCUCCUUUCUCGACUCAUACAUGCAUGCUUACACCUCUCUUGCGCCCUCUCCUCCACCCCUCCACCCCUCCACCCCACCAGGACAUCUACUCCGCCCUCACCAGCAACUCACCCAUUGGGUACCAGCAGGGCUCCUUUGUGCAUUCGUACCUGCUGCAGCUGGGCGUUGCAUCUCCACCAACCUCUCCUUUUCCCCUUCCUCAACCUCUCCCCCGGAACCCCAUCAGGGCAAGCUAGUGUCUUUGGCAGGGGAGAGCGAGUAUGCAUCAUCACUGUCAUCAGGGAGGGUGACGGUGAUAGACAAGCUAGUUUCACUGGCGGGGGAGAGUGAGUACGCGUCGUCCCUCUCCUCGGGCCGGGUCAUGGUGAUAGUGGAUGAGGACCCCUACCUCGACCUCUUCUCUGCGUCUUUCUGUGACGCCGUGCAGGCGUCUCAGCCCUUCUCCAUCCUCAACCUCGCCUUUGCCUUCCCCAAGGGGUCGCAGGUGGGGGCGGACAUAUCUCAAGCAAUCCUCGACCUGCAGAUGAAGGGGGAGCUAGAGCGGCUCAAGGCGCAGUACCUACAGAAGGACAACAUGUGUGUAGACGAUCAGAUGGCCUCGGCCGUGCUGACGGAGGUGAACGUGCAGAAGUUCACGGCGCUGCUCAUCCUCUACCUCGUUGUCUCACUACUCUGCUGCAUCGCCUACGUGGGGCUUCUCAUUUACCGCGGUUACCGCUACCACCAACGGUACGACCCGGUUACCGUUACCACCAACGCACCCGGUUACAGUUAUCACCAACGGUACGACCCGGUUACCGUUAUCACCAACGCGACUGGUAUGCCUUUUGAGGCGCCUCAAAAGUCGACUGGUAUGCCAAGUGUGGGAGGCGUGACCAACGUGCUUCCCGGCUUGGCGUCUGUACAGAGGAUGAUAGAAUCGGGGCAAGGGGGUGUGGUGAGCAUGCAGAGGACCAUGGACGACCUGAUGGAUAAAUUCAACAAGGGCAUGGAGUGGAGCCAGAGGCGCUACUUAGACCCAGCCAAUAUCCAGAGGCAGCAAGCCUACUCGGCCGCCUCUCUCCUGCCAGACUUCUCCUCCCCGGGCAACUCUAUACGAAAACGCAGCAGCCCUGCCGGUGGUGGUGCUUCCAGUGCAGGCAGUGCUGGUGACGCUGGGGAUACAGAUACAGACGCUUCUCCCGCCGCUGCCUCUUGUUCCGAUCAACCUUACUAUUCCUCCUCGGGUCUUUCUCUCCCAGCUGACCCUCCUCCUGCAAGUCCCUCCACUGCAUCUUACAUCUUCUACCAUUCUUACAGCGCUGGUGAUUCUCCUUCUGCUGGGGUAGCCGGUGCUAGGGGCUCCCCCGGUGCGCCUAACUUCCACCACUUGGGUAGUUCUGGCAGCAUGUCUGCUGCUGGUAGCUUCGGUGGUUCCGGUGUUGGGGGUCAUGCAGACAUGCCCAAAAGAGUAAGGCGGACCAGCACCAUCUUGCCUUCUUCGUCCUCACUACCUUCCGAACCUUGCCCUCCAGAAGCUGAUUCCUUUGAACUGGGAGGAGCAGCACAGCUGGGGGAACCAAAGAGGAGAAGCAUCGCCUUUGUGGCAAGCCAGGCCAGCCAGCAGCAGCAGCAGCAGCAGCAGCAGCAGCAGCAGCAGAGGAACCAGGUUGGCAGGUUGCGUAAGGCUGCUCGUGUUCAUCGCCGCAGUGCGUCGCAUGAUGUCACACAGAAGCCAGAAAUGAGCAUUAAGGGGGAAGUGGGGAAGAAGUUAGCAAACCUUGGCAGGGUUCUGUCACCAGGAUCCACAUUUGAUGCGGAUGCUAACGUCGAGCCCGAAUUCAAAGGAGUUCAACGAGUCCGCGCCUUUCGGCUUUCAAAGUCACCUCGCGCUAACCCCUGA